UCACCCUUCAGCUCGUGAAGCGUCAUAUUACUGCUAGCUAGUUAAUAGUUAAAGUUAGCAUAAGAUAAACACCCAAGUGACAAAGACCUGAUACUUGUUUAGCGUCUGUUCGAAAAAAAAAUGGGCGCUUGUAUGGCUUUAUGUUCUCUUGCGAGCUGCGCAUCAUGUUUGUGCGGCUCUGCUCCAUGUAUUCUCUGUGGGUGCUGUCCAUCAUCCAACAACUCUACAGUCACUCGGUUGAUCUUCUCCUUUUUCCUUUUACUGGGCACUCUCGUGUCUAUUAUUAUGAUCCUGCCUGGAAUGGAGACUCAGCUUCGGAAGAUUCCUGGCUUUUGUCAAGGUGGGAGUACUAUACCUAUACCAGGAAUCGAGAACCAGUUUAACUGUGAUGUGAUUGUGGGUUACAAGUCCGUGUACCGCAUGUGCUUUGCCAUGUCCUGUUUCUUCUUCCUCUUUGCUGCCCUUAUGAUUCGUGUCCGGACCAGCAAAGAUCCUCGGGCUGCUAUUCAGAAUGGAUUCUGGUUUUUCAAGUUUCUAAUCUUGGUAGGAAUCACCGUUGGAGCCUUCUUUAUCCCUGAUGGAACAUUUCAUAAUGUUUGGUUCUACUUUGGCAUUGUGGGCUCCUUCAUGUUCAUCCUGAUCCAGCUGAUCUUGCUGAUUGACUUUGCCCACUCAUGGAAUGAGGUAUGGGUUAGGAACGCCGAGGAGGGAAACGGGAAAUGCUGGUAUUUCAGUCUCCUCUUCUUUACCAUCCUGCACUAUGCAUUGGCUUUUGCUGCUGUGGUGCUUUUCUAUUUGUACUACACCAAACCUGACAGCUGCACCGAGCACAAGGUCUUCAUCAGUCUCAACCUCAUCUUCUGUAUCAUCGUCUCCGUGGUGUCCAUCCUGCCCAAAGUACAGGAUGCCUCGCCACAGUCUGGUCUGCUCCAGUCGUCCCUCAUCAGUUUGUACACCAUGUAUGUCACCUGGUCAGCCAUGACCAACAACCCUAAUCGGGAGUGUAACCCGAGCCUGCUAAGCCUCGUGUCCAACACAAGCAUCAGCACUACGAUGCCCUCACCAACCAGUGUCCCAGGUGUCGUGCAGUGGUGGGACGCCCAGGGCAUAGUGGGGCUUGUCAUCUUCCUCUUUUGCACUUUUUAUGCCAGCAUCCGCACUUCCAGUAAUGCUCAGGUAAACAGGCUGAUGCAAACCGAGGAGGGUCACGGCUCAGAUGCGGAGGGACCGGUGGGAGAGGACGGCCUGCGGCGAGUGAUGGAUAACGAGGAGGAAGGAGUCACUUAUAGUUACUCGUUCUUUCACUUUCACCUCCUGCUGGCUUCUCUCUACAUCAUGAUGACUCUCACCAACUGGUACAAACCUGACACUACCACCCAGGCCAUGCAGAGCAGCAUGCCUGCAGUUUGGGUGAAGAUCUGCUCCAGCUGGUUGGGACUGGCUCUCUACCUUUGGACCCUUUUGGCCCCAGUCAUCCUCACCAACCGAGAUUUCAACUGAGCCAGCUUUCUACUUUACAUGGGGAUGUGUGUGCAUGUAUAUGAAAGAGGAGUGCGCUACUUCUUUUCUUAAUAUUGUGGAAUCGCUGUCAACAUAGAGAAUAUAUUAUAGGAUAAAUGGUUGAAGUAUGUGCUGUUCAUAAAUUUCUAUCUUGAUAUUUUCAGAUUUCAUGAUGACUUUAGAUGCAUUUUAUGAAUUCUCUUUACCGGUGCAAUUUUUUUCCUCGUAUCUUAAUUUACUUGCUAUUUCCUAAAGGGAACUGAGAAAUGAGGUGAUGGUGCUGUACUGUUUAAUUCAUUUACUUCAGUGAUCUAGCCACGAAUAUGAGUAUGCAUGUUACUGCUGCUGCAAACCUUCUCUACCUAAAAGUACACUCGGUAAAUACACUCUUUACCGUAGGUUCAUUUCUCUGUCGAGGUUUAAUAUUUCGUAUUAUUCAAGCACUUUGUCCUGAAGCAAUUUCAGCAAGGAUGAGAGAAAGCAUGUGAGCCAGAACUUGCUGAUCGCCAGGGGGCUAUCUGAAGGGCUUGUUUAUUUCCAGCCCUUACUGUAGCCCCACGGAGGCAGUGUGUGGGAGAGAUAAGCACACCCUACUCUGUUGCAACUCAUGCUGCAUCACUCUUGCUCAGAACACUAAACACUAAACGGUUUUGCAAACAAGGUGACGAUAUUGGUGCUUUUCACCCUGUGUUGCUGUAAAUGUUAGACGGACAAGCACAGGUAUAAAACAAGAACUGUGCUGUAUAGUGUCACGCAAUAAUUUGAACGUCAUAUCAAUUCAAGGGAGGCCAUGUUUGUAGUGGAUUUUCGUGGUCGAGUUUUUAACAUUUCUCACGGUUAACUGUAUAAAACUAUGCAUGCGCUAAAAUAUUUCACUUCUAAAUUAAAGGUUUCAUUGGCAAUGUCAACUAUUCAAGGUACUCGAAUAAUGUGUUAAUCAAAGUGGUAGAACUCGGUAGUACAAUGCAUCGAAUUGCUGUGCAUUUGAUGCAGGAAGUCAGUUGUUUUUUUUAAAUUCAUUUCCUACUUAUUGCUUUUGAUAUUGUGAAAUAAGUGUGUGACGGAGUGUGGUUUUUUUUUUUUUUUUUUUGUAUUUUUUUGUUAAGUGAAACAUUUCCUCUUUAAAAUGUACUUUAUUUCUGUCAUUAAUUAUUGAAGGUCGUCUGUAUUUUAACAUUCUGCAAUGUAUAAACUACAUUUUAAGCCACUCUUUCAUUUUAAAUAUUGUAGAUUUUGAAUCCUGUUGUGAAGGUUGAAUUAGUGGAGUAUCCUAUAUCCUUUAUUUUGUUUUUUUACAUGAGUAUUGUAAACUGUGGGAUUAUACUUCUUGCAUUUAGAACUGUCUUCAUGGUCACGUUGGGAAAUAUCGGAAGAUUAAUAAAUAAGCACGUAAAUGCGUCUAGGUUACUUUGCUCAGCGAAAGCAAUUAACAGAAGGGUUCUAGUGCAUUCAUGGUAUUAAUUUUGAAGCAACCUGCAAGGUUUUCAGUGGUGUCACAACACUUAAAGUGCCUUAAUUGAUAACCUGGCUUAUCGACUACGUCCAGGCCUGGACACAGACCUGAAGACAAGUGCCUUGUUUAAUUUAUAACAUCCAAAAGGAUCAGUUCUGGCAUUGCACAUUGUUCAAGCAUAGUGAUUUAUUGUAGUUUGAUCUGCAUGUGGCAAAUCUAAAUACUUCAAUAAAACCCUCUCUACAACUAA
Molecule: messenger RNA, 3203 nt
Organism: Tachysurus vachellii
Lineage: Eukaryota; Metazoa; Chordata; Actinopteri; Siluriformes; Bagridae
Gene: serinc2l
Product: serine incorporator 2, like
Exons: 10
Coding region: 121-1500 (459 amino acids)
Cellular component (GO): membrane
Source: RefSeq, a predicted model, not a curated record